This is a messenger RNA of Sabethes cyaneus, 687 nucleotides long. Its product is annotated as cuticle protein 16.5-like. The transcript has 3 exons. NCBI's taxonomy places the organism in Eukaryota, Metazoa, Arthropoda, Insecta, Diptera, Culicidae. The record is from RefSeq and is a predicted model, not a curated record. The coding region runs from base 1 to 687 and encodes 228 amino acids.
AUGUUCGUCCCACUGGUUUUCGCGGUUCUGUUGGCCUUCGCGAGUGCGAAUCCCGAACCGGGACUUUUAUCUGCGCCACUGGCCUACAGUGCUCCCUUGGCGCUUGCGGCUCCGCUUUCGUAUGCUGCCACACCGAUUGCUGCACCGGCAGCACAAGUAUUCCGGACGGCUGCUCCACUUGCAGCUCCAGUUGCUUAUGCGGCUGCUCCAUUUGCCGCCCCGGUAGCACCAGCAUUUCAGGCUGCUCCAGUUGCUGCACCCUUAGCUGCGGUGGCGCCGCUUUCCUAUGCAGCAGCUCCAGUCGCCAAAGUAGUAGCACCCGCCAUCUCCUACGCUACACCUGCAGUAUUUUCGGCCGCACCCCCAAUAGCACCAGCUAUCGCUGCAAGAACUCCAGUUGUAGCGCCUGCUGCCGUACCGGCGCUUGCAGCUCCGGCAAUCUUCCCCGCUCUGGCUAGAACACCAUUUGUAGCACCGCUGCCGAAUGCCGCCGUGGUGCCAAACGUACGGACAGCACCUGCGCCCGCAGCGCCGUCCAAUCCAGCGGUUGCCGAUGCCUUUGCCGCCAGAUUAACUGCUGCGCCAGCUCGCAGUGCUGCUGCUGGAAACCGAAAUGCUGCUGCCCAACCUGCCCGGUUAUCAACGACCUACGGAGUACCUCCACAAGCUAGAUCGAACAAUCAGUAA